AUGGCCUCCGUCACUGCUGACUACAAGCUCUUCACGCCGCUCAAGCUCGGCGACGACCUCGAGCUGAAGAACCGCAUCGUGUUCGGCCCGCUCAGCCGUGGUCGUGCCAAUGCUGACCGCGUGCCUUCCGAGAACAACGAGAUCUACUACGAGCAGCGCGCAGGUGCCGGUCUGAUCAUCUCGGAAGCCACCGGCAUCUCCGAGCAGGGCUACGGCUGGUACAAUGCCGCAGCCUGCUACAAUGACGCCCACGUGAAAGGCUGGAAGCGCGUGACCGAGCGCGUACACAAGAAGGGCGGCAAAAUCUUCAUGCAGAUGUGGCAUAUGGGUCGUCAGAGCCACUCGAGUUUCAAUCCAAAGGGCGAGAUCGUGUCCGCUUCGGCACUGCGUCUUGAACGUGGCCACACGCGUGAUGCGAACUACCAAUCGCAGGACUACGAGACUCCACGUGCACUCGAGACGGAUGAGAUCCCCGGUGUGGUAGAGUCGUACCGUCACGGUGCCGAGUUGGCGCUCAAAGCGGGUUUUGACGGUGUGGAGAUCCACGGUGCCAAUGGCUAUCUGGUCGACCAGUUCUUGCAGUCGGUCACUAACAAACGUACGGACAAAUACGGCGGCUCGUUCGAGAACCGUGCGCGUCUUCUGAUGGAGAUCGUGGAAGCUGUGAAGACAGCCGUGCCGGCGCAUCGUAUCGGUGUUCGUCUUGCGCCUAACGGUGCAUUUGCUGGCAUGGGCAGCGAGGACAACUACGAGAUGUUCAAGUACACGAUGGAGCGUCUGAGUACAUACGGCCUGGGGUAUCUUGCCAUUCUGGACGGCUUCGGCUUCGGCUACACGGACAAGUGCCGUCUCACCACUGCGCUCGAUGCCAAGACGGCAUUCAAGGGCAUCGUCAUGGCCAACAACAACUACACUCGCGAUCUUGCUGAAGGCGCAAUUCGCACUGGAACAGUGGACAUGGUGGGAUUCGGACGCCUGUACAUCUCGAACCCGGACCUGGCUGAACGCUUCCAGAACGACUGGCCCGUGACGCCAGAGGCUGGACACGAGGUGUACUACAACUCGGCGCUGGGCGGCAAGGGCUACAACGACUUCCCCACUUAUCAGCCAAGUCCUUAG
This is a messenger RNA of Phytophthora infestans T30-4, 1119 nucleotides long. RefSeq names its product 12-oxophytodienoate reductase, putative. NCBI's taxonomy places the organism in Eukaryota, Oomycota, Peronosporomycetes, Peronosporales, Peronosporaceae. The transcript has a single exon. The record is from RefSeq and is a predicted model, not a curated record. Gene Ontology annotation, molecular function: oxidoreductase activity; FMN binding. The coding region runs from base 1 to 1119 and encodes 372 amino acids.